AUUAUCACCGCUCACACUGUCACUUCUCCACUCAUGGACUCACUUGCGGUCACUUCUGGGAAUUGCACUUGUCUUGUUGAGACUGGAAGAUCUGGACCAUUAGUAUUUGACUCAGAAAGCUCCUGAUGAGUUAACCCGGAAUGGAAACAUAAAGAAUUACUGCAGACGUGAGACAUUUUUUUCCCUAGGAUAAUGGAAAAGCCCCAUGAUCCAGAUGACAACUUCAAGCUGGAUAAGGGCACAGCCGAACCUGAACCCAGCACCCAUACGAGAGGACAGUGGUCUAGCAAAAUUGAGUUCCUCUUGGCUGUUGCUGGGCAGAUCAUAGGGCUGGGAAAUGUGUGGCGGUUUCCUUACCUAUGCUACAAAAAUGGAGGAGGGGUGUUCUUCAUCCCGUAUAUACUCUUCCUCUUCGCCUGCGGCAUACCCUUGUUUCUGCUGGAGACGUCUCUUGGCCAGUACACGAAGCAGGGAGGGAUUACCUGCUGGAAGAAAAUUUGCCCCCUUUUUGAAGGCCUUGGUUAUUGCAGUGAAGUGGUUGUUUUAUACUCCAGCAUUUAUUACAUUAUCAUAUUAGCCUGGGCAUUCCUAUAUCUCUUCUCCUCUUUCAAUUCUGAGCUUCCCUGGGCAAGCUGCAAAAACAGCUGGAACACUGAAACCUGUGUGGAAUUUGACAGAAAGGCUGAUUAUUUCAACAUGACUGUACAUGAAAAUGCAACUUCACCAGUGAGAGAGUUUUGGGAGCGAAGAGUUUUGAAUAUAACUGGAAGCAUCAAUGAGUUGGGCAAUAUUCGAUGGGAGUUGGCUUUGUGCCUUUUGUUGUCCUGGAUCAUCUGUUACUUUUGUGUGUGGAAAGGUGUCAAGUCUACUGGGAAGGUAGUUUAUUUUACUGCCACAUUUCCAUAUGUGAUGCUGGUGGUGUUGCUUGUUCGUGGACUCACGUUGCCUGGGGCCAUAGAUGGGAUCAAGUUUUACCUGUACCCAGAUCCAUCCCGUCUCGCUGAUCCCCAGGUGUGGAUGGAUGCUGGCACACAAAUAUUUUAUUCCUAUGCUAUUUGCAUUGGGUGUCUAAUUGCACUUGGCAGCUAUAAUAAGUACAACAAUGACUGCUACAAGGAUUGUGUGUAUUUGUGCCUUCUGAACAGUGGGACCAGCUUUGUUGCUGGCUUUGCCAUAUUCUCUGCACUUGGAUUCAUGGCAUAUGAGCAGAACACAGAUAUAUCCAAAGUGGCAGAGUCAGGUCCUGGCUUGGCAUUCAUUGCCUAUCCUCGAGCCGUCGCCAUGAUGCCUUUUCCUCAGAUCUGGGCAGUAUUUUUUUUCGUUAUGAUCAUCUUGCUGGGGCUGGACAGUGAGUUUGUGGGUUUGGAAGCUCUCACAACAGCCAUUUCCGACAUGAAUCCAGCCUUCUUCCAUGUCGGCCACCGACGUAAACUCUUGCUGCUUGCUGUCAGUGUUGUCAGUUUCCUCAUCGGCCUUGUGAUGGUUACAGAGGGUGGACUAUACAUCUUCCAGGUGUUUGACUACUAUGCCUGCAGUGGAAUGACUUUACUUCUCAUUGCCGUACUGCAGUCUGUAGGUGUUGGAUGGGUAUAUGGUGCAGACCGAUUUUAUGACAACUUAGAGGACAUGAUUGGAUACAAGCCUUUACCCCUAAUAAAGUACUGUUUGAAAUAUGUCACUCCAGUAAUUUGCACGGGAACGUUUAUUUUCUCCUUGGUCAAAUACACUCCACUGAAGUUCAACAACACACUAGAGUAUCCAUGGUGGGGUUAUGCUCUAGGCUGGUGGUUUACACUCUCCUCUACGCUCAUGGUUCCCUUCUGGAUGCUGUACAAUCUGAGCACCACUCCUGGUACACUGCGACAGAGGUUCUCCAUCUUAUGUACUCCAGCCGAAGACCUCCCUCUGACCAAAUCAGAGAAAAAGGCUCUUGAACUGCUUAACUUGCCAUCAUCCUUCGAUAACACAGUGUUCUAGAAUAAACAUGAAAAGUGAAGCAAACUCAGAUGCAUUUAACAAUUAACACAGUUAUAAGGAAAAUCUAACAUUAAAUCCAGUGGCUCAAUCCUCUGUAGCGCUGCAUCAUUCCAGUCUGUUUGGAAUUUAACCCCUUAAAACACUGAUAUUUAUUUUGUGUCCCCAUCUAACGGGCUAGAUAAACCAGUGAGAUGAAUUCAACCAAAAACUACAACCUGAAUGAAUUCACACAAACAAGAGGUGAUUGUAAAAAAAACUGCGUAAAGACAGUCUGAGCACAAAUGUGUAGUUUCCCUGAGUUUGGGAUGGCAUCUCCAUCAUCUGAUUUACAGUCCAAAACCAGAAGAGGAAACCACAGAAACGUCAGAAAUAAGAAUAUGGAACCAGAGAGGAUGUGGAGUUUUGCUUAAAGAAAAUGGUUUAGGCCAUGAUUUCAUUUUCUAUAUUAUUGCUUCUGACGAUUGUCUUGUUCAUGUUUGUUCUGAUAACCCAUCUCUACAGCAAGGACUAGUUCUGAAAUUUCUCUUGUGGCCAUUUGCACUGAGCAUAUUAUUUGACAUUUUAAAUUGCUCCUCAUCCAAAGUUCAUUAGUAAGAUGCAUAUUUUUUUCAGGUUUACCUUCAUCUGAGUAUAUUGAGCUAUCUGCUUUCACUGUGUCUGAUUACAAAGCUCUUUUUUAAACCCCACCUAUUCGUACAUCUUUAUGAUUCUAGCACUGUUGUUAAUCACAAUUUAUAUCAGAGCUAUUAGUGGAAUACUUAACAUGAUAUUCAUGUGAUGAAUCGCUGGGAAAUUUGUCAUGUGGUGAAAAAAUUUACGUGCCUUUAGCAUACGGUAGACUGUUUCUGAUGCCAUAGUUGGAGAAGGGAGAGAAGUUGAUGCCUGAUUAAUUCUGUCACAUUAAAAUGUUGCAUUUACAAUCAUGGAGAAAAAUAAUGGUGUAUUUAUUAUGAAAAUCCUUCUUCUUUUAAAUAAAAGACAGCACAGGGUAUUUACACCUGCACAAAUGUGCCUCAUGUUUAAAUCAAAGUCUUUUUGGGACUAUUGCCUGUUAUGGUUUUAAGCAACACCAUUUUGCAAACACUCAUCCUUUUGUAAUGAGCACUUAUUAAGAAGAGAGUGGAAAUGAAAGGUUUUUGUACACCAAGUGUUUUUGUCUCUUACAUUGUAUUAUUACAUUUUGUGGUCAAGGCCUCAGGCUGUAGAACUUUUUUGAGUAAAAUAAUACUGACAGUUACUUGACAAACUCUUACAGAUCUAACACCUUAGUUACUUUAAGGCCAGUAUGAAUUAUACAGAUGGUGUAAACUGUAACUAAAAAACCAUGACAGAAGGGAGUUUGUCAAGCAAUAAGCAUCCAAUCAAUUGAAACCCUGAACACUGUGUUUAUCUGAGCCAUCUGGCUGUCCCAAUACAGAAGUGUUUGUGACCUCUACAAAGUACUGAUACUGUAAAUAUUGUAUAUGGGUUUUUCAUGUAGGCAGUAAAUGCAGCAUUACGAUAACUGCACUAUGUAUUAUAAACCUGUUAGAACCAAGGAAAACUCAAUAUGGUAAUAUUGAUUAUAAAAUACAUUUUUCUGCUGUAUUUUCAACUUUUUUUUUCUUUUCAGAAACCUUCCUUAUCGAGUGUCCAAAUUUAUAUUUUUAAUAUUUUGUAUCAUAUGUCAUUGAGAGUUGUGGCAACAUUUUUAUGUAUAACAUGUGGAGUGUGAUCUAAAGGUUCUGGGAACUGGCCUUUAAAAAUCAAAGCAGUGGCGACCCUGAAUGGUGAUCCUAAGGAUUGGUCAGAGGCCAGCUUGAAAUCUUUUAUGUUGUUGGUUUUUUCUUUGUUGUUUUUAUUGUUUUUUCUUUGUUUCUUUAAAAAGGUUUUCUGAACUUUUGAAUCACACCUCUGCACUGUACAAAUUUUGUAAUAACACAUUUUUUCAUGUGAAAAAUCAUAUUGACAUUUACACUGUAAUUUAUUUUUAUAACCCACUGUUGCCACUAGAUACAACAGGAACAAAAAGGUUUGCUUUUUUUUUUUUUUUUUUUUUUGAAGUGUUGGUAUGAUGAACUGAAUCAUAGCUUUGGUUUGUAAAUGUUAAUUGAAUGAUUUUAUUAAACAAUGUGCCAUUCUUUAAAUAUGAUCUAUAAUGAGAUAAUCAUAUGUUAAUAUGAUCAAUAUUAUUUAUGUAUUUCUUCAUGUCUUCCUAUUACUAUUUGGUUAAACUGACAUGAGAAUCAUUCCUUAGGAUUUACUGCAGCAAUGACCAGUGAGGUGACUGUGGUAAAAUCAUCAUUUACAGACAAACUUAAUAAAAUCUUAAUAAAUUCACAACUGUUUUGCCUUUUGAUUGUCACUACACAGAUCCAGAGGAGAGUCUGAAAAAGUAAAAAUGGCAGUUUUUCUGUGCCCUUGAAUGACAUGAGAACAUUUUAAUUUUCUGCUAAUGCUUUUAAGAAAAUAAAGGUUACCUUUAAUUCUU
This is a messenger RNA of Maylandia zebra (zebra mbuna), 4447 nucleotides long. RefSeq names its product sodium- and chloride-dependent GABA transporter 2. Gene Ontology annotation, molecular function: gamma-aminobutyric acid:sodium:chloride symporter activity. Gene Ontology annotation, biological process: nitrogen compound transport; sodium ion transmembrane transport; amino acid transport. Gene Ontology annotation, cellular component: plasma membrane; cell projection. The record is from RefSeq and is a predicted model, not a curated record. NCBI's taxonomy places the organism in Eukaryota, Metazoa, Chordata, Actinopteri, Cichliformes, Cichlidae.